CACUGAAGGUGGUGCCGGACUUGAACUGACACUUGCCAGCCGCCGAGAGAGAGAGAGAGAGAGAGCAGUACAAUUAUACAGACAUUACUAUCUGUACAGGGGAGGGAUCCUCUGCAUAGAGUGGGAGAGCUGAGAGGUGUGCUUCGUCUUGGUUGCCAUGACGCCGGACGCCAGCGCCUGUGGAUGACGUCAUUAUACCGAGCGGGAAGUGACGGGCGGACGCGGCGGGCGGACGGCAUCAUGCACAAUCAGAGGAGGCUAUUUAGAGGCUGAAGAUAUGGCUUAUGUAAAAAGUGGUUGGCUGCUUCGACAGAGCACUAUUUUAAAAAGAUGGAAGAAGAAUUGGUUUGAUCUGUGGUCAAAUGGAUAUUUGAUAUAUUAUAGUGACCAGCAGAGAGAAGACAUGGAAGACAAAAUCUGCAUGCAGUUAGAGUGUAUAAAUAUACGAGCGGGCAAUGACUGCAGAGAUGUACAUUUGCCAGAAGGAAAAGGGAAGGAAUGCUGCCUACAGAUUAUUUGCCAUGAAGGAAAAGUCAUAAACCUCAUUGCAGAAAGUGUGGAUGACUGCCUAGCCUGGGAGCUAGCUAUUCAGGAUGCCACAACUAAACCGAUUCUGUAUGAUGAAGCCAUACUUGGUCCUGCUCCUCCCUAUGCGCAGUAUGAUGCACCUCCACCAUAUGGAUAUGACCAAUACCCUGGUGCUUAUCCAGCUCAGGGAUCACAGGUUAUCUAUACUAGAGAUGGACAGACAUAUUCCUCUUACCCAUACCCGCAACAAGGCCCGGGAGCUAAUAACCACAUUAUCAUCCGAGAGAGAUACUAUGACAACAAUGGGGACCUUGCCAUGGGAAUGCUUGCGGGUGCCGCUACAGGGAUGGCCCUCGGCUCUCUCUUCUGGGGAUUUUAGCGGCAAUAUUAAUCUCAAAUGCUUUUAUUUAUUAUAGUAAAUAAUUGUACUAUGCAAAUAUAGUUGUUUUUCUACAGAAUAACUAAUGUACUUACAAGGUUAAGGAAAUGUUGCUAAGUCGUACCAGCUUUUUUAAAUAUAUAUAUAUAUAUAUAUACAUGCAGAGGAUGGCACAGCACUCCAAGGCGA
Molecule: messenger RNA, 1096 nt
Organism: Pseudophryne corroboree (corroboree frog)
Lineage: Eukaryota; Metazoa; Chordata; Amphibia; Anura; Myobatrachidae
Gene: PLEKHB2
Product: pleckstrin homology domain containing B2
Exons: 9
Coding region: 278-907 (209 amino acids)
Biological process (GO): regulation of cell differentiation
Cellular component (GO): membrane
Source: RefSeq, a predicted model, not a curated record